CCGACUUUCUUCGUCCAUCCUACGCUCGUCCCAGGCAGGUCCGGGGGUUUAGCAGAAAGCAGGCUCAAUUCAUCUGUUAUAUCCUCCACGGCCGCCAGGAUUGCCACGGUCGCCCUGGAGAUCUGUACCGGCUACUGAUUGCUGUGAUCCAAUCACUGUCUGACAUACACUCCCUUAUACAUAUCCCUCACAGCCCGGACUUGCACCUUCUGCGCUUUCUCCUUCUUGACCUCUUCCUUCGUUUUCCCGGCUGCCUAAGCUGCCGCGGCUUGCCUGCCGCCUAUCUCACCUUUCCAGCUGCAAGACAGCGGUUUCCCGACCUCCUCCGUUCUCUCGUCCAACUCUACUCUCGUACAGUCUGCGCUAAUGUCCCAUCUCACCGCGCCCAUGCCUCACCAGGGGCCGCAAGCUCCCAAGCCAUAUUUAUACGACCUCCCGCGCCCAGCUCAUCCUCUCACCCCGCCGGACACAGACUACGAGACGCCUUCGAACCAGGUUCCCCCUGCGCCGAACAUGACUGGACUGGAGAUGGACCCCUUGCCUCAUAUGCCAUCAGGGCUCGACUCCCCCUACGCAUCGCCCUACGGAUCCCUCCACAGGAAGAAGCCUUCAGUGACUUACGUCCAUUCGGGCCUCCGUGAGGCAAGAGAGCGAGUCGUGCAAAGGGGUCUCAGGUGGUUGGUCGUCGUGGUGCCUCCUGCCUCGUUCGCUAGGGAACACGGACACCUGGGACACACACUUUCAUCCGGCCCCUCCCGUCGCCUGUCAAAUGGGUUGCUCAUGCCCUUGUAUCCCAGUUUAUCAAGUCAGCUUGGCGCUAUCGCGCGUGAAUUCAGCUUUCCCAGCAUCUCAGGAUUGUGUGUUUACCUGCACACGAGUCAUGGCGGUAUCUCCCUGACACCACGCGUAUCGGACGACUCUUGGCCCAUGCUCUGGAGCCAUUUGUUCGACGCCCGGUCCCCGUCGCUGCCAAUCCAGCAGCUGCCCAUCAGCGGCCAAAUAGAGUUCGACAUUGACCUGACAAAAGCGCGCUGGUAUGACUCUUGGAUAGCCUCGUCUCGUCGCGACUUCGUCGAUGUCCCGCAGUCCGUAACGCCAUCACGCGCGCAGUCCAUCUCCCAUUGGCGACACGACAGCCAGACCUCCAACAAUGAGCCCCUCGACGACCAGACGGACGCAGUUUCCGUGGCUCAGCAAACGACAGCGAAGGGUCGUAACAUCAAGAAGCUGUCUCUCUUGGACCGCUUUGACACGAUGUCUGUCAGGUCCGGCUCAAAGUUGGUGCCUAGGGAUGAGUCUCCGCCGAGCCAGUCUGGGAGGCAGCUCACAGCCCAAGCGCUCUCCCCCAUCGUCCAAGAGGAUGAGCCCCUGACGGCUAAGAAGGCAAUUGACAGCCGAGUGCAGUCCUGGCGUAUGAGCGCGACUGCGGCAGCCCGGAGUCCCCUGGCUUUCACCGGACAAACGAGCCUGGACCCUGUGAAUAUGCCCAACACCAUGACGGAUCUUCCCACCGCAAGCGCAUCGGAGUUCGAGCUCAACCUGGAUGACUAUACGUGGUCUGUCUCCUCCGUAGGACCUCCGGAUUAUGAUGUGGAGUCUCUGGAUUCCUGGGAGCGCACUCACUCGGUCCACCUCGAUCGCAGGGGCGAGGGUUCGGUGUGUCUCACGCCUUCUAUCUGCACAUCCUUCGGGCCCGACGACGACUUUGUGCCGUUUUCACCGGUGUCCUACAUAUCCCGUCUUCCGUCCCCGGACCUCGCAUGGCGUAUGCUUGAGGAUGUUCCCCCGACUCCGACCACUGCAACCAGUUGGGGUGCACCGCUUGAGUGGCCUCCUUCACCCGUUGCUUCAUCCUAUACUCCUUCGAUAGACAUCGCUCACAGAUUCCUGUCCAGUGCGCCUGUGACCCCUACAACUGCUACGUCGUGGGGCGCCCCCUCGUCCUAUCCUCCUUCUCCGGCCAUGAUUUCCCGCGUGCCCUCUCCCGACCUCGGCCACCGUGUUGCUACCAGUGUCCCGAGUUCUCCUAGGACCAGGAGCGCAGCUGACCCUCACUAUGCAUUGAGCGUGCCUUACUUGGAUGCAAGUGUCUACCGCUUCGCCGUCCCCUACUUUGAUGCGUCGCGUGAGCAGGUUGCAGGGCAUAGACAGGCAGAACGCAUGACCCGCUUCGUCUUCCCGCCCCCGAAGAAGGCGCGGCGUGUUGUCGAGGACGAGAAGCCUACUGCCUCGCCUGGCUACCCCACUCUAGACAUCUACCCGUCGGUCUACCCCACGUUCGACAUUUAUCCGGCUCUUCUGACUCUGGAUCAUCGCAAGCUCGGCACUCCUGCCGUCAGCCCCGGCGCGGCUUACCCCGCAUUCGAUCUUUACCCGGCUGUAUAUCCGUCGUUCAAUAUCUAUCCGGCUGUUGUCAGCUUGGUGACUUCAGAAGUCAAGGAGCUCCCCGCUCGUCUCUCGGCAUCGUACCCAAACAUCGUGAUCUAUCCUGCUGUUUAUCCACACUUGACUAUCUACCCUAUGGUAUCUCAGAACACUGUUGUCAGUAAUGCUGUAGACAAGCGCUCGGCUUCCGUUGUCCCUGUCCUCCUGCCUCUGUCAUCUGGUUAUCCGGAUUUCAAUAUCUAUCCCUCUGUUGGCUAUCCUUGGUCCGUGUACGAGAUUUACCCGAAGGUCGAUGCUCCUCCCACUGCUGCAGUUGCUUCGCUCCCUGGCAUACCUAUCCGCCUUCAAGCGACGUAUCCUGCUCUCGAGAUCUAUUCUCCUGUGUAUCCCUACAGCCUCGAGAGGAUCUACCCUUCGGUUGUUGCAAAGGACGUCCCCUUGGUGCGGUCUUUUGAUGUAUCAGUUGGCGUGGCAUUGCAGUACCCGGUCUUUACUAUCUAUCCUGCGGUGCUCGUCCGCAAUGUCCCUAAGACGACGCUCGACGCCACUAGCACAUUUGGGGAGAAGGUAUAUCCCGCGUUUAACAUUUAUCCGGCUGUCUACCCCUGGAGUGUGUACGAGAUCUACCCCGCCGUCCACAGGAGCAACGAUUUCAAGGAGAACACCGGCGUCUUGAAAUUGGCUGCCCAGUACCCCGCCUUUGACAUAUAUCCGUCUGUAUAUCCGUACAGCCUGGAGGUUAUCUACCCAACAGUUGCCUUGGAACGCAUCGUUUCCGGUCGGUCGGGCAUUCCGGUGGAGCUCGCAGCGGUGUACCCGAACGUUUGCCCUUACCCCCCGGUCUACCCGCAUUUCGCUAUCUACCCUGUGACUUCCUCGGCGGAGGGGUCAGUUAUCGAAGUCUCGCUGCGCGACACGCAACUUAUGAACUCGCAAUACCCCUACCUCGUCAUUUACCCGGCGGUAUACCCCUUCAUGGAGAUCUACCCGGGGUCUUGGGGUCCGCCUGCUCGAGCUUCUGCGUUGCUCCCGUCGCAGAACCAGGCUGUGCGGAGGAGGAAGCCGACUUACACCCACAUGGAGCUUCGUGCGCAAGUUGCUGCUCAACUUGCAUCCACGUCCGUGCCUCAACCGAGGAAGCCCAGAUACACUCACAUGGAGCUCCGCGCUCAAGUCCUUGCUGCCGCGGCACGGUCCUUUCCUCGUACACCGGCAAUUCUCCCCGCACGGACAGUUCCUGCCCCGGUCCCGGCAUUCCCACCUACGCGGGUACUCCCCCCUGCACCGGGUCCUCCCUCUGCCCGGGCCAUAUCGCCUAGGGUCGUCUCUCCCGUGCCUUCUACGUCGAUGUCGGUAUCACCCUCUGGUCCUAGAGUUGUAUCGCCUGCCGAAAGGUUCAUCUCACCAUCGCCAGCUGCGUACCCAACCCCCACCGCGACUCCUGCACCUGCAGCCCUAUCGAGCCCAGAAUCUGUACCUUCUCGUCCACGGCCCCCUCAGAUGGAACUUCGUGAAGACAACCACGCCCAAGAGCACAUUGAUAUCCCUGCGAUAGUCGCUGUUGAACCAAGUCCUGUCGCCUCUGACAUAGACCCCGGCUCUCCAGUAUUGUUCGAGAUGGUGACAGUUCCGACGUCUGCCCCAGUGAAAGCCCCAACGCCGUCGCCAUCUGAGCCGGCAGCUCCUGCAGCUCCCAUCCUUGUUCGUUCUCGCUCGCGCUCGGGUACCGUGAGCGCACGACCAGCUCCACCGUCCGGAGCACCCCGACCCCUGGGUGCUCGUCCUGUUUCCGUGGUCCAGCCGCCCUCGUCUGAGCUGCCCUCUGUCCCUUCCGCUCAGCGUUCUCUUAACCGUCUCUCCGGCCUCCCGGCCCAUCCCGCGGUCAAUCGACGCGUUUCAUCCUCAGUCGGUCCCAGGCCAAUGUCUACGUUAGGUCCGCUUCCCCCUCCGCCUCAGGCACCGCCAGCGGGCCCCAUCCCUCCGCCGCCGUUGGCUCGUCGGCAGAGCAUGAUGAGCCCUCUGCGCGAGGAACCGUCCCUCGUCAAGACGCGUUCACCUCAGCUUCCUUCACCACCUGAGGAGUGGCAGAUGGGCUUCCGAACACCCACGGAGACCAUUUCGCCAGUCUCGUCCUUAGCGAGUGGAAAUAGUGAUUUGAGCAGGUCAAAGACAAUGCCCACUCGCGCGGCGCCACGUGGUCCUAGGAGCAGCACGCUGAUUUCGGAGCGAGCGAAGGCGUUUGAUAACCCCAAUGUUGUACCGAGUCCAAACGGGGCGCUCAAGUUAAGCAUGGCGACGUUGGCCGAGUUCCCGGCUCCUCCUCCACCGCCUCUCCCCUCUUCUGCCAGCCCUAGCCGGACGCCGACGUCGGUCUCAAAGUUGGAUAGGUCAAAAUAUCCGUUUGCGUGAACUUGAUGUUCGUGACACAUACUGUCCGGUGCUUUUAGACGUUAGCGCACCUGUGUACUUAUGAGUAGUUUAUUAUAUUAUGUCUUUUCG
Molecule: messenger RNA, 4884 nt
Organism: Dichomitus squalens LYAD-421 SS1
Lineage: Eukaryota; Fungi; Basidiomycota; Agaricomycetes; Polyporales; Polyporaceae
Exons: 9
Coding region: 367-4794 (1475 amino acids)
Source: RefSeq, a predicted model, not a curated record